CAAGUUCCAUUGCCUGAAACAAAAUCAAAAUGUUCAAGAUUCUGCUUGUCUGUGCCCUUGCCGCCCUUGUGGCCGCCAACGAGAAUGCCGAGGUCAAGGAGCUGAUCAACGACGUCAAUCCCGAUGGCUUCAAGACGGUGUUGUCCCUCAGCGACGGCACAGCCUCCCAGGCUGUUGGUGAUGUGCACGGAAACAUCGAUGGAGUGUACGAGUGGGUGUCGCCCGAGGGUGUCCAUGUUCGCGUUGCCUACAAGGCCGAUGAGAACGGUUACCAGCCCACCAGCGAUCUGCUGCCCGUUGGCCCACCAAUCCCAGAGGCCAUCCUGAAGUCUCUGGCCUGGAUCCAGGCUCACCCCAGCAAGGAAUAAGCACAGCAUCGACCAGGACUUGACUUCGACUC
This is a messenger RNA of Drosophila subobscura, 400 nucleotides long. RefSeq names its product larval cuticle protein III/IV-like. The transcript has 2 exons. Gene Ontology annotation, molecular function: structural constituent of chitin-based larval cuticle. Gene Ontology annotation, cellular component: chitin-based extracellular matrix. Bases 30 to 368 code for a protein of 112 amino acids. The record is from RefSeq and is a predicted model, not a curated record. Lineage: Eukaryota; Metazoa; Arthropoda; Insecta; Diptera; Drosophilidae.